AUGGAAGUGCCUGUAGCAGAAGCAUUGCCAGGGAAAGGAAAAAAGCGUAAAAGACAGCCGGAGAAAUGGAAGGCGAACAAAGCGAAAACUGACAGAUCGUUUUACUCAAAACCCAUCAAACAUCAUCAAGAUGCGUUAAUAUUAAAGUGCUGUUCAGUGAAGAAAACAGUCAGAAAGCGGCCCGUAAAAAACACUAGAAAAAGUAGAGAUUUUGCGAUUAAAUACACAAUUUACGCAAAGUCACUUAAGAAGGCAAUUCCAGUUUGCCAGAAAGUAUUUUUAAAUACACUAAAGAUAACGAAGUAUCGUGUUCAGUUCGUCAUGCAAAACUUCUUUAAGUCUGGUCGGAUUCCUACAGAAAAAAGAGGCGGUGACCACAAGAAACAGAAGUAUGCAGCACAAAGACAAUCAGUUCAUGGCUUUUUAAAGUCUUUAAAAUGCGUUGAAGCACAUUAUUGCAGAGGAUUAUCGCAGCAACGUAAAUACCUACCUAAUGAACUCAAUGUUAAAAAAUUAUUUAAACUUUUUAAACAAGUGCACCCAAACAGCCCAGUCAAACCAUCUUACUUUAGAUCUAUCUUUAAUGAGGACUUUUAUCUUGGUUUUGGGAGUCCAAGGACGGAUGUAUGCUCGAAAUGCAUUGAACUGCAAGAAAAACUGAAAAACGAAAAUGAUCCAUCGAAGAAAAGCCGACUGAUGACAGAGAAAAGGAUACACAAACUAAGAGCACAAGCAUUUUUUAAAUUACUCAAAGAUAAAAAAGAGCAAAUGAUUACGUUCUCAUUCGAUUGCCAAAAGAAUUUGGUACUUCCAAAAGUACCCGACCAGAGUUGUUACUACAGCAGACAGCUGUAUCUGUAUAAUUUUACAGUAGUCCAGGGUUCAUCGAAAGAUCCCUUGAAUGAAAACACCACAUUUGCAUACAUCUGGACAGAAAAUGAAUACGCUAAAGGUUCAAACCAAAUAGCUUCCGCUGUAUACGAUAGGCUCAACAAAACUGACCUGACUCAUGUAACCCACGUCCGUUUAGUGGCAGAUGGAUGCGCAGGCCAAAACAAAAAUUUAAUUAUGAUUUCCAUGUGCAUGCGUUGGAUUUUGGAAAAUCGACAAAUAAAGCAAAUGGAACUAGUGUUUCCCGUGACAGGCCUUUCUUUCAUGCCGCCUGAUCGAGUUUUCGGCAAUAUUGAAAAAAGUAUCCGAAAAAUGGAGGUCAUCACUUCUCCAGAAGAGUACGUCGAUGUAAUCAGUCAACACUCUACAGUUACGAAACUACGAGAUAUACCCGUGCUUGACUGGAAAACUUCUAUUCACAGUAUCGUAAAAACACCGGCUCAAAUUCAGUUCAAAAUUUCUCAGUGUAAAAGAUUUAUUAUUUGA
Messenger RNA from Parnassius apollo (apollo), 1377 nucleotides. The record is from the annotation of a GenBank genome assembly. Lineage: Eukaryota; Metazoa; Arthropoda; Insecta; Lepidoptera; Papilionidae.